ACUCUGCUCUGCACUUUCUAUUGAGUGUGGAUCUGACCUCACCAAGGUGCUGGACUGAGUCUGUUUAGCUGUGGACUCUAAAAAGCAGGAAUGGACACUGUCCCAAAUAACUACAAAGAGAACUUGCUGCACAUAGACGUGUGCUUGGACGAGCAUGCUCCUCGAGCCGGGAUCACAGAGCUGUUUAAAACGCUGAGGCCACAAUGGAAAGCAGAGGAUAUUCAGAUGAAGGUGUUUACAGAGGGAAUCACCAAUCGGCUGGUGGGCUGUUAUGUGGGCUCGGUGGGGGAGGCCGCUGUGGUGCUGGUGCGCGUGUAUGGCCGCAAGACGGAGCUUUUCGUGGACCGGAAGAGAGAGUUGGAGAUGUUCCGGCUGCUGCAUGCGCACGGCUGUGGCCCUCAGCUCUACUGCAGCUUUCAGAACGGCAUCUGCUAUGAGUUUUUGAAGGGAACGCCGCUGGAUGACCCUCUGCUCACCCAGCCUGCUGUGUACAGGCUGGUUGCCGCAGAGAUGGGAAAACUCCACUCUAUAAAGCCAAAGGCCGUAUCGUCUCUUCAGCCGGUUCUGUGGUCAAAACUGUCCAACUACCUGAACUUACUCCAGAACUCUGCUUCAAGUGAUGCUCAUCUACAGCAAAGUUCCCAGCUGGAGCUUCCAAGCAUGGAUGUUCUGUUGAAGGAGAUGGAGAACCUGAGGAGACACUUAACUGCAGUGGACUCCCCGAUUGUAUUGUGCCAUAAUGACCUCCUGACCAAAAACAUCAUCUACAAUUCCACUGAAGGUGCAGUAAAAUUCAUUGAUUAUGAAUAUGCUGACUUUAACUACCAAGCGUAUGACAUUGGCAACCACUUCAAUGAAUAUGCAGGGGUAAAUAAUGUGGAUUAUAGUCUGUACCCAAGUCAGGAUCUACAGUGGGAUUGGCUAACCGAAUACCUGCACAGCCUGAAGAGCAGCAGUGGUGUGGAUGCUGCAGUGACCGAGAGAGAAGUGCAGGAACUCUACAUCAAAGUCUGCAAGUUUUCACUGAAGUGGGGUAACAUCCCCAGCGGCAAGGAGUGGAGUGGCGCUUCAAACUCCUAGGCAGACAGGGACAGAGCAUGACUGAAGACAGGGAAGGAGGCAGUGUGUUGAGGCCCAGCAGUGGUGACAGCUGAAGAAACAGCACGGUAAGGCUCAGUAGCAGAUCCCAGCUUGAGGACAGCCAGCAGUCACCAUGAUCCAACGAUAUCUGGACCUAGAAAGAAAAGUGCUCCAGAUGCUAAUGGACCUGCUGGCUGAGUAGCAUGGUGACCUAGUGGUGUUGGCCAUGGCCCAUCAGUGACACUUAUCGGUCAGUAAUAAACUCCUCUCUUAGCUUUGGUAACAUCCCAAAAACUCAAACUAGCAGUAAUUAGACCGUUGAUUAAGAAAGCUAACCUUGAUCCCUGCAUACUAUCAAAUUAUAGACCUAAACAUCUUGGAAAAAGUGGUAGCAAAACAAUCAAGUUCCUAUUUGUAUAGGAAUCAUUUACAUGAAACUUUUGAGUCUGGUUUUAGGCCACAUCAUAAUACAGAGACAGCACUAGUAAAAAUUGUAAAUGAUUUCAUUAUUCUCUGACAAAGGAAGUGUGUCCUUUCUAGUUCUCCUCAAUCUUAGUGCAGCAUUUGACCCAAUAGACCACACCAUAAUAGAUAGACUAGAAAUCAGGUAACAGGAAUAACUCUUUCCUGAUUCAGAUCCUAUCACCAAUCAGCAUCAGGUUGUUAAUGUAAAGGGUGAAUCAUCUGUCCUCGCAAAAAUAUGGUGUUCCACAAGGCUCUGUUUUAGGACCUAUAUUAUUCACAAUAUAUAUGAUAUCACUGGGCACCAUUAUCAUUAAACAUGGCAUAAAUGUCCACUGCCAUGCCGAUGACACAGUUAUACAUAUAUUUAUUAAGCAAACCAGAUGAUAAAAUUAAGCGAGACUGAGGAAUGUUUUAAAGACAUAGACUGGAUGUCAAGUAACUUUCUCCUAUAUAACUUGGAUAAAACAGUCCUGCUUCUUGGUCCUAUAGCAGCUAUAAACAAACUGUCUAACUCAGCACUUAAACUUAACAAUUUCUCAGUUGCAUCAAGCUUAUCUGUUAAAAAUCUUGGUGUCGUGAUAGACCCCGAUCUGUCCUUUGACACACAUAACUAAUAUUCCUAGAACAGUCUUCCUGCAUCUCCGCAAUAUUGCUAAAUUAAGAAAUACAUUAUCUCUACAGGAUGCAGAAAAGUUAGCUCAUGCAUUUAUUACCUCAAGGCUGGAUUACUAUAAUGCCUUGCUGUCUGGAUGUUCCAGCCUCAACAAGCUUCAGUUAGUCCAGAGCGCUGCAGCCAGAGUCUCACAAGAACCAGAAAGAUCGACCAUAUCGGCCCAGUUUCAUCAACCCUGCACUGGUUACCAGUUAAAUUUCACAUUGAUUAUAAAAUCCUAUUACUGACAUAUAAAGCUGUAAA
Molecule: messenger RNA, 2461 nt
Organism: Pygocentrus nattereri (red-bellied piranha)
Lineage: Eukaryota; Metazoa; Chordata; Actinopteri; Characiformes; Serrasalmidae
Exons: 7
Coding region: 91-1080 (329 amino acids)
Biological process (GO): phosphatidylethanolamine biosynthetic process
Cellular component (GO): cytoplasm
Molecular function (GO): ethanolamine kinase activity
Source: RefSeq, a predicted model, not a curated record